Molecule: messenger RNA, 2706 nt
Organism: Nyctereutes procyonoides (raccoon dog)
Lineage: Eukaryota; Metazoa; Chordata; Mammalia; Carnivora; Canidae
Gene: DDX59
Product: DEAD-box helicase 59
Exons: 8
Coding region: 297-2159 (620 amino acids)
Molecular function (GO): ATP binding; nucleic acid binding; RNA helicase activity
Source: RefSeq, a predicted model, not a curated record
UGAUUAGAAUAUUGAACGGCCCCCAAAUUAGAUGAAAAAGCGUUUCACGAUUCCAGCAAGUGAACAUUUUGCAAAAGCAUUUUGGUGGCUGCAGCUGGAGCUGGCGCUCUGGACCCCGAGGGCCCCGGGUUCUAACCCUUUAGGAACCGUGUGAGCUGGGACGAGCCCCUUCGCCUCCAGCUGGCCCAGUUUUUUCAUCUGAAAAAUUACCAUACACAGUACAGCAUGAUACAGCUGUGUCUGCGCGGGCGGUACUAAGCUACCAGCUGCGGAGGUGGGGCUCAGAAUAUUGAAGGAUGUUUGUUCCAAGAUCUCUGAAAAUCAAGAGGAAUGCUAACGAGGAUGGCAAAAGUUGCGCGGCCAAGAAAACCAAACCAGAGGCGGAAGACCUUCGGCUGGAUGAAGGCAGAGGUGAUCCAGCUGAUGCGCUGGCCCCCAGGGCAGCCAGGACGGCAGACGGGUGCAGCGCGGAGCCGUGCCCUUUCCCCAGCACAGCCAGCCAGUGGGCUCACGUUGGUGUGGUUGGACCUGAGCAGGAUUCAAAGGGUAGCGAUCUUUCCGAAGAGCCUGUUAAGUCCUUUUCCAAAACACAGCGCUGGGCCGAACCCGGAGAACCUGUCUGUGUUGUUUGUGGUCGCUACGGAGAGUACAUCUGUGAUAAGACCGAUGAAGACGUGUGCAGUUUGGAGUGUAAAGCAAAACAUCUUCUGCAAGUAAAGGAAAAGGAGGAGAGGUUGAAACUCAGCGCCCCACACAAAGCUACUUCUGAGCCAGAGUCUCCACGGAACGCUUUGUAUGUCUACAAAGAGCACCCCUUCAUUCUGAACCUUCAGGAAGACCAGAUUGAAAACCUCAAACGGCAGCUAGGAAUUGUAGUUCAGGGGCAAGAUGUCACCAGGCCCAUCAUUGACUUUGAGCAUUGUGGGUUCCCUGAGGCCUUGAAUCACAACCUGAAGACGUCGGGCUAUGAAGUCCCAACCCCCAUCCAGAUGCAGAUGAUUCCUGUGGGACUUCUGGGAAGAGACGUUCUGGCCAGUGCUGAUACCGGCUCAGGAAAAACAGCCGCUUUUCUUCUUCCUGUCAUCACCCGAGCCUUAUGCGAGAGCAAGACUCCGUCUGCACUGAUUCUUACACCAACAAGAGAGCUAGCCAUUCAGAUAGAGAACCAAGCUAAAGAACUGAUGAGUGGCCUGCCUCGCAUGAAAACCGUGCUCCUGGUGGGGGGCUUACCCUUACCCCCACAGCUGUACCGUCUGCGACAGCACGUGAAGGUUAUCAUAGCGACUCCUGGGCGACUUCUGGAUAUAAUAAAACAGAGCUCUGUAGAACUCCGCGGUAUAAAAAUUGUAGUAGUAGAUGAAGCUGAUACCAUGUUAAAGAUGGGCUUUCAACAGCAAGUGCUUGACAUUUUGGAACACGUUCCUAAUGAUAGUCAGACCAUUUUGGUUUCAGCUACAAUUCCAACUAGCAUAGAACAACUAGCAAGCCAGCUUCUGCAUAAUCCUGUGAGAAUUAUCACCGGGGAAAAGAACCUGCCCUGUUCCAGUGUGCGCCAGAUUAUUUUGUGGGUGGAAGAACCCGCCAAAAAGAAAAAAUUAUUUGAAAUCUUAAAUGAUAAAAAACUCUUCAAGCCUCCAGUGUUAGUGUUUGUGGACUGCAAGCUGGGAGCAGAUCUGUUGAGUGAGGCAGUGCAGAAAAUCACAGGUCUGAAAAGUGUAUCUAUACAUUCGGAGAAAUCACAAACAGAAAGGAAAAACAUAUUGAAGGGAUUACUUGAAGGAGACUACGAAGUUGUGGUGAGCACUGGAGUCCUGGGACGAGGCCUAGACUUGAUCAGUGUCCGGCUGGUUGUCAAUUUCGAUAUGCCUUCAAGCAUGGAUGAGUACGUGCAUCAGGUUGGAAGAGUGGGGAGAUUAGGCCAAAAUGGGACAGCAAUUACGUUCAUCAAUAACAAUUCAAAAAGACUCUUCUGGGAUAUUGCAAAAAGAGUGAAACCCACAGGAUCCAUUCUUCCCCCACAGUUAUUAAAUUCUCCCUACCUUCAUGACCAGAAAAGAAAGGAACAACAGAAAGAUAAACAGACACAGAAUGAUCUGGUUACAGGAGCUAAUCUUAUGGACAUCAUUAGAAAACAUGAUAAAAGUAAUUCUCAAAAAUGAACACUUUUUAAUUGUGUAUUGUCAGUGAAAUUUCUGUAUAUUAUUACUGUAUGAUUUGAGUAAAUGGAAUUAUACAUGAAACAAAGAAAUUUAACAUAAUUUAAAUUUUUAAAAUUAUAUAUCAAAUUUAUACUGCAGUAUUGUAUUUAUUUCCCUUUUAAUUCCCAUAAAUUUAAGAAAAUCAGAAAAUAAAUUGCUAAAUAAAAUUUUUUCUGUCUAGACAAAGCCUCAAUUUUUCCUCAAUAAUAUUCUUCGAGCUGCUGUCAGAACCAGGAACCUGCACAGCAAGGAAUCAGACUCAGAAUGGUGAUGCUUUUGUUCAGUGUCCCCAGUGCACUGUGAGCACAUUGGCACUUGGAUUAUUGUUGAAUCUAUUAAGGUUAGGAAGAAAGUGAAGAAUGGAAACCAGAAGAAAUGGUCGGUGCUUCUUUUCAAAGAUAACUGUGAAAUACAUAUUUUAUUCUGAUUGUUUUCCCUUCAUCUUGGUAAAUAUAGGUUUACAUUAUAUUUACUGGGGGCUGCUUAUCAAAAUCACGCAAGUCAUGUU